ACACAAUUACGCUAAAACACAGACGCUUGACACACGCAUAUUUCAGAAUGGCAGAUAGGCUAUUGAUGUUUUCUUGAAUGUUAAGUAGACUCAUAUAUGUAAUUGGUUAAUACCGGUGUUACUUAAUUAACAACAGCUUUUGAUAAGGGGGUAUAAAAUUUCAUCCAUUGAAAUCAAGCCUUAAAAUUUCACAGAAUUUUAAAGAACUAUUGGAUUAUCAACAACUAAAUCUCUAAAUUUACGUUGAGUAAACAAUACUUAAUUUACAUUUUUAAAAUUAAUUUGAUCACCUGAAAAAUCCGUAAGAAUAUCUCGAGAAAGCAUUAAGGCAUUUUCUUCCAAAAACAGAUAAAUCCUCACUUUUCAAAAGUUAUUUCCUAUCUGGGAAAACCCAUAGAAUUCUCACAGCAACCUUUGUAGUCUACUGCAUGUUUUAUAACUUUUUCAUUUCAUAUACUUUUGGUUUGGAACAUAUUUUAUUGUCUAGAUGUUACAAUAAAGUUUUUAAAACCGAGAGAGACCUCUCAUAUGUGACAAUUGAUAACACAAAUUAAGUACAAUGGAAUCAAAGGUCAUUAAGAUGAUCGGCUUACAUAAAGCAUUCAAAUUGUAUCGACAGAUAUACAUGUACAAAGCACAACUGGACUAGUUUAUCGUUAUUCUACUUUUAUAUUGAGCGCAUUUAAUCGAUAAAUUAGGGUUUAAGCCAACGUUUCGUGUUUAUGUGAACAAAAUACGCUUUUAAUAUAAAUUUUCGCGUUAUAAGUUACGCGCGCGCGUUCAUUCGCGAAAAGUUUGCGUUUUAACGCGAAAGUUACACAUAUAAUUAACUGCGAAAAUUUCGCUAUAAAACGAAAAAGUUUUGCGUUUAUUCACGAGAGUUGCACGCAAUAACGCGAAAUUUUUUUUUUUCAGCAACGAAAACGAGUUCAAUUAACUUUGGUCCAUUAUAGGUAAUGAUCUCUGUAAAUAUGGUUAUAUAUCUCCUGAAAUUAAUAGCUUUAGGGAGAAUAAUUUACACAUCGUCAUGAUUUACAACACUAUAAUAUCAGUAGGUCCCAGACGUAUCACAGAUGAAUAAAUGUUUACAGAAGUACAUGUACCUGGUAAAUUUGCCAAAAAUGAAAUUAAACCAAUAUGGCAAAAACAAAAUUGAAAAUAUAUUCGUUGACAUUACUUAUCUGGCUAAUUCCAUGGACUAAGGAUCCUGUGGGGAUCCGGGUUAGGAUAGGUCCUCAGUACCCUUGAGGCGACUAAAUGGGGCGGUCCAUCGGAUGAGACCGCAAAAACCGAAGUCCCGUGUUGCAGCAGGAUCCCUUCUUACUCAAAGGCCGUAAGCGCCGAGCAUAGGCCAAAGAUUUGCAGCCCUUCAUCGGCAGUGGUGACGUCUCGAUGGGAGUGAAAAAUUCUCGAGAAGAACGUUAAACAAUAUUAAACCAAAACCGUGGACUAAGGUGGUGUUCGAGUCGCAAAGGGAUUUAUUUUUUGAUUUUACACCAAAAUAACAAUUUCUACUACAUUAGAAAAAUUGAAUCAUUUUCAAAUUUCAACAGCAAUUGUUAUCUGUAGCGAAAACGUUCUGAUGUCAGUGUAUUAUUGUAAAUUAACUGAUGGUCGGCGAGUUGAAGCGCCAGUUUGCAAAUUCGCUAAUCUAAAAAUAUUUGAAACUUAUUAAAACCAUUUGAAAAAUCAUAUACUUUUUCUUUAUUCCACAAUGUUUUAGGUGUAACUUGCAUUGUUGAACACUCAAUAUAUAUACAUACAUAUAUAUAUAGCAGUGUCUAAACCAAUAAAACAAAGCCAAUGGUUUCGGGAUUGACAACUGUGUUGUCAUUACCUGUUUAUUCUGCAUUGCUUACGUGUGUAAUGUUAGGAGAAACAAAAACUCAACUCCAUGUGGUCUUACUGGUAACCUGCUGACCCAAUUCCACACACAACUGAACGGAUUUCAUGCUAUAUCUUUCUGCACAGGUAAUGAUUCAUACACCUGAGGCAACAAGAAAACAUUAACAGAAUGACCGAUUCUUCGACCUUUGAACCAGUUGUGGUAAUCCAUGGUGGGGCUUGGGCUAUCCCGGACAAACUGUCGUCUGCUAGCGUUGACGGUGUCUGCUCUGCGGCGCGUACUGGGUACGACGUUCUUAGAAGAGGGGGGACUGCCGUGGACGCAGUAGAGGCAUCGGUCCGAAGCAUGGAGGACUGUCCGGCUUUCGAUGCAGGCACGGGGUCCGUUCUGAAUACUAAGGGAGAGGUGGAGAUGGAUUCCGUGAUAAUGGACGGACGUCGGCUUCAGUGCGGAUCCGUCGCAUGCGUGCAGAACAUAAAGAACCCUGUAUCUCUUGCCAGGGCGGUCAUGGAGAAAACGGACCACACUCUCCUGGUUGGAAAAGGCGCCAAUGAAUUUGCCGAAGAGAUCGGCAUACAGACAGUACCCACAGACAGCCUGGUGACAGACGAUGCUCGUGAGGAAUGGCUCCAGUUUAUGAAAUUCAAAACCACGGUCAAUGUACUCUUCAGAAGCAGAGCCGAGCAGACUGCGCUUCCCUCUACUGUGUGCGAUACAGUGGGGCACGACACGGUGGGAGCGGUGGCCCUGGAUAAAUUUGGCAACACGGCAGCUGCAACUUCGACGGGUGGCAUAACGGCCAAACGACCGGGCCGAGUAGGCGAUAGUCCGAUCGUAGGUGCUGGAGCAUAUGCUGACAAUGAAUCUGGUGCUGUGUCCACAACAGGUCACGGAGAAUCCAUUACCAAAGUAUGUCUGGCAAGGGAAGUUACUCAUCUGAUGGAGACGGGCCUGGCAGCCCAAGUGGCCUCAGAAACAGCCUUACAGAAAAUGGCCGCUCGAGUACAGGGAUCUGGAGGGGUGGUAACGGUCAGCAAAGACGGAGGAAUAGGGAAACAUUUCACCACAGAGCGCAUGGCCUGGGCGUGGAUUAAGGAAGGGAAACUUCACUAUGGUCUGGAGUGUGGGGAAAACUUUGUCAUCAACCUUUAGAUAUCGGAACACAAAUAAAAUAGUGCUAUUUUACAAGAGGUGGUGAACAAACAAUCAACCCACAUGUAUUUGACCUAUCCUUCAGGAAAAAUGAAAGCAAUGACAAUGUUGAUAUAU
Messenger RNA from Ostrea edulis (European flat oyster), 3115 nucleotides. Its product is annotated as isoaspartyl peptidase/L-asparaginase-like. Gene Ontology annotation, molecular function: asparaginase activity. The transcript is spliced from 7 exons. The record is from RefSeq and is a predicted model, not a curated record. The coding region runs from base 2015 to 2998 and encodes 327 amino acids. NCBI's taxonomy places the organism in Eukaryota, Metazoa, Mollusca, Bivalvia, Ostreida, Ostreidae.